CGCGCUCCGAUGGGACGACAGACGAUCGCCCCAGGGUCACCUGAGGCGCGUCGCGGGCCGUGCGCUGGAUGCUGUGAUCCGGCCCCGGUGCCGGGCUCCGCCGCGGCUGCCGCGAGUCGACCCCGCGGGACACAGGAGCCCAUUUUGCAGCUCUCAAGUUUUUGUAGAAUGCUGUGAAGAAUCCUCACAGCUGUUUUUCAAGUACAGAAAGUUGCAACUUCUUCCUCCUAACAGAACCCAUAUAGUUGCAUUCAAUGCCUAACAUUGCAGAAGCAGAAAGGGCCAAUGAUUCUGGAAAUGGUGAGCACAAUUCUGAAAGAAAGUCUCCUGAAGAGAGUCUACAAGGUGCUGUCCAGUCCUUCUGCACACGUGCCUCGGGAGCCCCACUGGGUCCCAAAGGAGAUGGUCAUUAUCCGUGGGGCUGUCCUGUGACCCAUACUCGGGAGAAAAUUUAUGCCAUCUGUUCAGACUAUGCGUUUCUCAACCAGGCAACUUCCGUCUAUAAAACUCCAAAUCCAGCCCGCUCUUCUCGCCUCCCUGAGAGUACCUCCUUACCCGCUGGGAGUAAUUCCUCAAGAUACAGGGGCAUCCCGACUAGUACUUCAGAAAUCAUCUACAGUGAAGAAAAGAGCUUGGAAAACUUAUCCAGCAGCCUAGGCAAGCUACCUCUUGCAUGGGAAAUUGAUAAAUCUGAAUUUGAUGGGGUGACCACAAAUUUGAAACACGUAUCAGGCAAUGUAAAGAAACAAAGUUCCAAGAAAAAAACUUCAGAUAAAAAAGGAAGACAUCAAAGGGAGUGGCCUCAGUAUUCUCCUCUUGAAGAUAUUAAACAGCGGAAAAUAUUAGACCUGAGACGAUGGUACUGCAUAAGCCGGCCACAAUAUAAGACUUCUUGUGGUAUCUCCUCAUUAAUUUCUUGUUGGAAUUUCUUGUAUAGCACAAUGGGAGCUGGAGCUCUUCCACCUGUUACCCAAGAAGAAGCUUUACAUAUUUUGGGCUUUCAACCCCCAUUUGAAGAUAUUAGGUUCGGCCCUUUCACUGGAAAUACAACACUUAUGAGAUGGUUUAGACAAAUUAAUGACCAUUUCCAUGUGAAAGGAUGCUCAUAUGUUCUAUAUAAGCCUCAUGGGAAGAAUAAAACAGCUGGAGAAACUGCUUCUGGCGCCUUGGCGAAGUUAACUCAUGGAUUGAAAGAUGAAUCACUGGCUUACAUCUAUCAUUGCCAAAAUCAUUAUUUUUGCCCAAUUGGCUUUGAAGCAACCCCUGUUAAAGCUAAUAAAGCAUUCAGCAGGGGUCCCUUCUUGUCACAAGAAGUAGAAUAUUGGAUCCUAAUUGGAGAAUCAAGUAGAAAACAUCCUGCUAUUCACUGUAAAAAAUGGGCAGAUAUUGUUACUGAUCUAAACACACAAAAUCCAGAGUAUCUAGAUAUCCGGCACUUAGAGAGGGGGCUGCAGUAUCGAAAAACAAAGAAGGUUGGGGGAAAUUUGCAUUGCAUCAUAGCAUUCCAGAGACUUAACUGGCAAAGAUUUGGCCUUUGGAACUUUCCAUUUGGAAACAUUAGGCAAGAAUCACAACCUCCAACACAUGCGCAGGGCAUUGCCAAGUCCGAGAGUGAAGACAAUAUCUCCCAGAAGCAUCGGGGGCGUCUGGGCCGGUCUUUCAGUGCUAGUUUCCAUCAAGACUCAUCAUGGAAAAAGAUGUCCAAUAUUAGCAUUUGGUUAAACCAAGCCCUUAAAGGAGUCCGGGAUCGCCAUGGGAACUCAAUAGAAAAUGCUCAUCUUCUCACCUUGUUUCAUCGGCUCUGCAAACUCUUAUUUUUUCGAAUUCGUCCUGUAUUUGUGUUUGAUGGGGAUUCCCCACUACUGAAGAAACAGACUUUGGCUAAGAGGAGGCAGAGAAAGGAUUUGGCAACCAGUGACUCCAACAGAACUACAGAGAAGCUUUUGAAAACAUUUUUGAAAAGACAAGCUAUCAAAACUGCCUUAAAAAGCAAAAGGGAUGAAGCACUACCCAGUCUUACUCAAGUUCGAAGAGAAAAUGAUAUCUAUGUUUUGCCUCCUUUACAAAAGGAAGAAAAGAACAGUUCAGAAGAGGAAGAUGAAAAAGAAUGGCAAGAAAGAAUGAAUCAAAAGCAAGCACUACAGGAAGAGUUCUUUCAUAAUCCUCACGCGAUAGAUAUUGAGUCUGAAGACUUCGGCAGCCUGCCCCUCGAAAUAAAGCAUGAAAUUUUGACGGAUAUGAAAGAAUUUACCAAGCGAAGAAGAACAUUAUUUGAAGCAAUGCCAGAGGAGUCUAAUGACUUUUCUCAGUACCAGCUCAAAGGCUUGCUUAAAAAAAACUAUCUAAACCAACACAUAGAAAACAUCCAAAAGGAAAUGAAUCAACAACAUUCAGGACAAAUCCAAAGGCAAUAUGAAGAUGAAGGGGGCUUUCUGAAGGAGGUAGAGUCAAGGAGAGUGGUCUCUGAGGACACCUCACAUUACAUCUUGAUAAAAGGUAUUCAAGCUAAGAAAGUUUCAGAAGUGGAUCCAGAGUCUCUUCCUUCUUCCAGUGAAACACAUCACAAGUCUUUUGACACGAAGUCCUCUCCGUGUGAAAAACUGGAGCCAGAGGCAGAGCCUGAUGCUGCCCCUGCUUCCCCAGGAACACUGCUGGCUCUGCAGGCUGCCCUGCUGGGAAGUGGCUCGGAGGAGGAGCUGGACGCUGAGAGUCCGCAGCAGUCGGAUGUGAGGAACGGACCUGCUACCAAAGACGAGGGCUCGGUCUCCCCACUCACUCUCUUAGCAAUUCAGAAAGCUCUUGAUGAUGAUGAUGAUGUGACAGUGCACGCCGGCAAUGACCUGCAGAGGAGAGGGUCAGGAGCCCAAACAACCCAUGUGAGCAGUUCUGAUGAGGAAACUGAUGAAAGACUUGAAGUGACAGAUGCAAAAGGAAUGCAGUCGAUGACGGGGCCCCACUCGGGCAGCGGGGGCUCUGUAGAGGAGCGCGUGACCAGUGCUAACAAUGACGCAGAGCUGCCAUGCUCAGCUCGUUGGUCAGGUACUGUCUUUUGUCAAGGCAGUGAAUCUAGUGUUCCAGAAGAACAAGUGUCAUCUGUUCACGUGGCCCGUGAAGCCUCUCAGGCAAGUGAGGAGUCUACGGUUAAGGACAGAAAAGAGCCGGUUCCUUCGGGAGGCCCAGUGGUGAUGCCCAGCAGGGCACCUGGGCUCCAGAGUGGGAGGGGACUGACUGCAGCACCUCCUCCAAGUCCACGCUCUCUGUCAAGGGAUGACACGUAUACCAAAGCACUUGAGCUACAAGAUCCUUGUCCCUCCGAGAGUAAAUAUGAUUCCUCUGUUAUUGCAAGUGAUGGUGAAACAGAACGUGAAACAAAUUCUGCUUCUGAAGUCAUCAGCACUGUCAGUUUGCAAGAAACUAGUAAUAUGCCAAGUGUCCCUUCAGAGACAAUAAGUAACUUAGAAAAUGCAGUAUCAUUUCAUGCUAUAGAGCAUGAGAAUUGCCUAAAAACCAUCCAAGAACAUGAGAUGUUGGGAUCUGCAGGCCAGGAUUUAAUUUCAACUCCCAAGUCCAUGGAGCCAGUGGAAAUUCACUCUGAAGAAAGUGAAUCUGAUGGAAGUUUCAUUGAAGUGCAGAGUGUAAUCAGUGAUGGUGAACUUGAAGCUGAGUUGCAUGAAGCUUCCCAACCUCCUCCUGGACAAGAUGAAGGGGAACUAAUAGGAACUGAGAAGGAAGAAGCCUCCGGUGACUCUGAUGGGCUCCUAAGAGACAACUCUGAGACGGAAGCCUUGGGGCCGGAGCCACAUGAAGAAGCUGAGAAAGAUGCAGAUGAUUCACCCAAUGAAUGGCAAGAUAUUAAUUUGGAGGAGCUGGAAACUCUGGAGAACAGCCUCUCAGCCCAGCAGGACUCGUUGAAAGCUCAGAAACAGCAGCAAGAGCGGAUUGCUGCCACGGUGACGGGACAGAUGUUCCUGGAAAGUCAGGAACUGCUUCGCCUGUUCGGCAUUCCCUACAUCGAGGCUCCCAUGGAAGCAGAGGCUCAGUGCGCCGUCCUGGAUCUGACUGAUCAAACUUCCGGAACAAUCACUGAUGAUAGUGAUAUCUGGCUGUUUGGAGCACGGCACGUCUAUAAAAACUUUUUUAAUAAAAACAAGUUUGUAGAAUACUACCAAUAUGUGGACUUUCACAACCAAUUAGGAUUGGACCGGAACAAAUUAAUAAAUUUGGCCUAUUUGCUUGGAAGUGAUUAUACCGAAGGAAUUCCAACUGUCGGUUGUGUUACAGCCAUGGAAAUUCUCAAUGAAUUCCCAGGACAUGGCCUGGAACCUCUCCUGAAAUUCUCAGAGUGGUGGCACUGCGCUCAGAAAGAUAAGAAGAUAAGGCCUAAUCCUUAUGACACCAAGGUGAAAAAAAAAUUACGCAAGUUGCAGCUCACGCCUGGCUUUCCCAAUCCCGCCGUGGCGGACGCUUACCUCAGACCCGCGGUGGACGACUCCAGGGGGUCGUUUCUGUGGGGCAGACCCGAUCUCGACAAAAUCAGGGAAUUUUGUCAGCGGUAUUUUGGCUGGAACAGGGCGAAGACAGAUGAGACUCUGCUUCCAGUAUUAAAGCAACUGAACACCCACCAGACACAGCUCCGAAUUGAUUCUUUCUUUAGAUUAGCUCAACAGGAAAAACAAGAUGCCAAGAGUAUUAAGAGCCAGAGACUCAACAGAGCUGUGACGUGUAUGCUGAGGAAAGAAAGAGAAGCAGCAGCCGGUGAACUAGAAGCAGCGUCGGUCGCCCUGGAGAAGGAAGUUGGGCUCCUUGAUAAGGCAAAAGGGGAAACCCGGAAGGGAAGCAUAGCGAAUAAAUGGGAGGAGGCAUCAGGCUUGAAGAGAAAAAGGCUCUCAGAUUCUCAAGGAGCGCGUGCACCGGGCGGGUUCGUGGGGGAGGCCUACCUCUCACACUCAUCGGACGCAUCUUCCGGUGAGGAUGCCGAGUGCUUAUCUUUAAUGAACGUGCCAAGGGGAACAGCGGCUGCUGCAGAGUCAAAAGUCAGCUCUUCAGAUGUGCAGACCCCCGGGAAGCCUGCUCCUGUCGGGGGUCAAGGGGUGACUACGAGCAGUUCUAGCGACGACGAUAGAGAGCAGACGGCACCCAUCCUGGUGACGGCCAGGUCUGUGUUUGGAAGGAAAAGGGGGAAACUGAGAAGUACAAGAAGAAAGCGGAAAACCUAGUUCAGACAUGUAUGUGUCUCUGUAACUGCAUGUGACUCCACAUUUCUUAAUGAAUUUGAUGUGAGGAAAUAAUAAAAUUAAAGGCAUUUGCACAGA
This is a messenger RNA of Manis pentadactyla (Chinese pangolin), 5312 nucleotides long. Its product is annotated as basic immunoglobulin-like variable motif-containing protein. NCBI's taxonomy places the organism in Eukaryota, Metazoa, Chordata, Mammalia, Pholidota, Manidae. The transcript has 24 exons. Bases 255 to 5216 code for a protein of 1653 amino acids. The record is from RefSeq and is a predicted model, not a curated record. Gene Ontology annotation, molecular function: DNA endonuclease activity; single-stranded DNA binding. Gene Ontology annotation, cellular component: nucleus. Gene Ontology annotation, biological process: nucleotide-excision repair.